CGUACAGAACAGAUUCAAAUGUGUCUUAAAGGGAGGAGUGAAGCCGCCUCUCCUCCCUCUCUUCCGGCCGGAGGGAAGCUUCAGACCUCCGCGAGGAGAGUUGGUCGCGCGGGCAGUUCGAGCUGUGACUGCAGGGGUCUCGAGCCGUGGAACAGUUUCCACUCACUUUAUCCAUGUAAAAAAAAAAAAAAAAACAUUUCCUCAUUAUGUGUGCGGGUGAAACGUUACUUUCUCUCCAGUUCCGACUCAGCGGAGCGGUGAGUUGUGAGUAAAAUCCUCAACAAGACAUGGCAAAUGUUAAAGUUGCCGUUCGUGUCCGUCCUCUGAACUCAAGGGAGAGCGCUGAUGGAGGAAAACUCGCCGUUCAGGUGGAGAAUAAAUAUGUGAGGAUACAAAACAUGAAGCUGGACGGUCGCUCAGAGGGAACUGUGGACUCCAGAGAGAAGCUUCUGGAGUUUUGUUUUGAUUACUGCUUCUGGUCGGUGGACUCUGCAGACCCUCACUAUGCCUCGCAGGAGGAGGUGUUCCAGGACCUGGGUGUGUCCGUUCUAUCUGGAGCAUCUGAGGGCUACAAUGUGUGCCUGUUUGCCUAUGGCCAAACAGGAUCUGGGAAGACGUACACCAUGAUGGGCACACCGGACUCCAUUGGUCUGACUCCCCGAAUCUGCCAGAGUCUCUUUCAUGCUGAAGACACAUUACCUGAUGGGCAAAACUCAAGCAGAGUAGAAGUCAGUUUCUUGGAGAUCUAUAAUGAGCGAGUAAGAGACCUGCUGAGAGGAGGAGAGCAGAAGAAGAGAGCUUCCCUGAGAGUUCGAGAACAUCCUGAGAAAGGGCCCCACGUACAAGACCUUUCCCAGCAUGUGGUCUCAGACUACAAACAGGCCAUGGACCUGCUAGAAGAAGGUAUCGCCAACCGGAUGACUGCUGCGACCCACAACCACGAAGCCAGCAGCAGAUCUCAUGCCAUCUUCACCAUCCAGUACACACAGGCAGUUUUAGAAAAUAACCUUCCUUCAGAAACUGUCAGCAAGAUUAACCUGGUGGACUUGGCUGGGAGUGAAAGAGCAGACCCCCGCUACUGCAGGGACAGACUGACAGAGGGUUCCAACAUCAACAAGUCCCUGGUCACGCUGGGCAUUGUCAUUUCAGCUCUUGCCCAGAACUCCCAGAUGUCAAGCAGCUGUCAGAGUAUCAACAGUGUGGCCUCUGAGGGUGAUGGCAGCAUGUUGGGAAGCCACAGCAGCUCUCUGUCUGGAGGAGGUGGAGGCGGGAGAAGGCUCUGCUUCAUUCCCUACAGAGAUUCAGUCCUGACUUGGCUUCUGAAAGACAGCCUGGGUGGCAACUCCAAAACCAUCAUGAUUGCAACCAUCUCACCCUCUGUUAACAGUUACAACGAGACCCUGAGCACCCUGCGCUAUGCUGCCCACGCCAGAAAUAUUGUCAACAAGCCUCGGGUUAACGAGGACGCAAACGUUCGUCUGAUCAGGGAACUGAGGGAGGAGAUCGACAGACUGAAGAGCAUGCUGCUCAGCUUUGAACUGCAGCGUAAUCCCAGUCCAUCUCUGAGUGAUGAGAGAGAUGGAAGUCUGUCUGAAAUUGUGUUGCAGAACGAACUGAAGGUGGAACAGCUGACAAAGGACUGGUCGGAGAGCUGGAGAGACAAGAAGGAGCUGCUGGAGCAGUACAGCGUGGACAUCAACAGAGACCGCGCCGCUUUCCUCAUCAACUCCCUUCAGCCACACCUGGUUUCCCUGGAUAGAGAUGUUCUCAGCACCGGGGUUGUCCUUUAUCACCUCAGGGAAGGAGUUACCCGCAUUGGACCUCAGGACCAAUUUGAAGAACCUCACAUAGUCCUGCAGGGCAGUUCCAGCUGUGAGAUUGAAAACCACGGGGGUGUGGUAACGCUCAGACCGCUGCCAGGCUGCGUCUGCCUGCUCAACCACAGAGAGGUCACUGAGCCCUGCAGGCUGGCUCAAGGAACAGUGAUCACCCUGGGAGGAGUGCAUAAGUUCCGCUUCAACCACCCGGCAGAGGCAGCCGUCCUUCGGGAGCGCAGGCGGGCCAGUGAAGGUGUCUCAACCCACAUCUACGAUGACUUUUGUGCUCUAAAUCCUGACAGAAAUGCCAAACAACUGGAGCUCCCGCAGCAGCCGGGUGCCGUCGAGGAGCCUCCAGUCAGGCAGCAGGUGGAGGAGCAGAAACGCUACGUGGAGAGUUUACGACAGGAGAUUCAGGCUGAGCAGAGACGGGUAGAAAGAGAUCUGGAAAGGGAGCAGGCCCAUCUCCAACAGCAGCAUGCUGAAAUCCAACAGUGGAUUUUGCACCUGAAAACAGCAGAGCAGAGAGUCACCCAGGACUCUGGAGUUCAAGUAGACUUCCUUCCUGCUCCUCUUCUGGAGAAGCUAACGAGUCAGGUGUCCGUCAAUCAGAGAGGUCUUAUCAUGGAUUAUCCGUCCCAUGCAGUGAGGGUCAGGAAGAAAGCAGUCCAGGAUGAGCUGCUGAAACACCACGCUCUUUGCCGAGCUGAGAGUCGCAUCUAUCGGAAAAAGUUGCUUUACCAGCUGAAGAAAAUCACCAACAAGAGGCAUCUGCUGGACGCUAAGAGAAAGUUACAGCAGCUGGAAAAAACCCUCCCUCCAGGACCAGACAGCUCAGAGUCUCCUGAGAUGGGAUCACCCAUAAAACUGGGAGAAAAUUCCUAUGUUCACAGAAGACACUCGUUUUCAGCAGAUCUUUUGUCCCGGCUUUACCCACAGCGCACACCUGUCUUCAGUAGACACUUCUUGAAGAGAAACGAAUCUACUGAACAGGCUUUAAAUUCCUCCACAACAUCUGAUUCUCAUGGCAGCAGAAAGUGGGUUUCAGAUGAAUGUCUUCCCCGAGAAAGAACCCAAAGUUGUUCUGGUUGUGUUUUCUCUGGAAAGCAUCAGUCCUCAGAUAUCGUCAAACAAACUACCAAAGAGGAGUCACAAGCUCAGCCACGUCUUGGACAGUUGCAACGAAAAUCUUUGCUGCCAAACCGAGACUUAAAGCUUCGGAACAGAUUGGACCAGAACGCAGCAACCACACUAAAAGCUCCUUCUCCCACCUCCUCUAGAUCAGUGCCAGCCAGCAAGGAAAAUAAACAAAUAACCAAAGCAGAUAAACUUGCAAAGAGCUCUUCUUUAAACGAUAAGGGCUAUUUUUACACAGAUACGAAUGAGCAGGAAACCAUCAGGAAAUCUCGUUCUCAUUCUGUGGGACCCAGAAUAAAAACAGCUUUGUCCAAAGUUUUCAGGAAACCACCCUCAGGUGUGAAGGGAGGUCGAGUCUUUAAGCCUCUUGGCAGGAUGACAAGUAAAUUUCACUGGAGACGAAGAGGCAGCAAAAGCCUUAAAGAAACUAAAAUUAAUAAAUGUGCCAUUAAAACAGCGGUCUCGUGUGAGGAGCUUGAUCAGAGGGUUCAGACUGAGAGCCACGGACAGAGGCGAUGGCAUAGCACCGAGGCUCUAAUGAACAGGAACAUCGUUUCAAAAGAGCGGCAGCAGGGAUUGAUCAGAUGGGUCGAAGAGCAAGAAUUAAGGAAUGAAGGAGCGUCAGACUGCGAGAGCCUUUUCUCUCUCGACUCCCUGUCCUCUGCUUAUGCAACAGCCCUGGCAGAGCAGCUGAGACAUGAGGAGACGAGUGAAGCAGAGAGCGAAGACAGCGAGAUGUCUAAAGAUUCCUUAACUGUGGGGAACAGUGGGAGAGUCCCAACAGUGAAGAGAUGUAAACAAGCAGUGGCACCAGUUUACUCACUGGUGACGGAUUCUGCUCCAUCAGCUGUACAGAAAUGUAAAACUGCAGAGCUCUGCUCCCAGAAACUUACUGCAACCCAAGCAGAGGUACACUGGGGUCAGCAAACCUCGUCAAAGGCAAGACAAGUCGAUCCAACUUGGAAGUCCCCUUCUCAGGUCUCAAUAAUCACAGAUUCCAGAGAGAGAGACACUGUAGAUGAACUCACAGAGGACUUUGGGAACUUGCAGACCACUGGGACUGGCAACCCUCUCUGCAGUGUGAAGGAGCCAGAAAACCUGCAGGUACUCACUGAUACCUCCUGUUCAGAGGCAGCUGAAAGUCAGAAGGUCGACAGGGAUUCUCUGCCCUUACAAAAGCAACUAAUGGUGCAAAAUGCUGAGAGCAGCAUGAAUCUCUCAAACUCACAGAGUGGAUCUAUAAGAAAUGAUUGUAUAUCAACCAGCACUGAGGAUCUAAAUGUUACAGCUCAGGAAAAUAACCUUGUCAUGUCGAGGGAGUCUCGCGCUUAUGCAACCUCACAAGACGUCCUGAAUUCAGGUCACCAUGAGGAUUCAACGUGCUAUAUGGAGCAAUUACAAACAAAUAAAAUAACUUUAAGUACAAAUACUUCAGUCUGCUUCUUCAAUAAAACACUACCUGCUUCAGAUCAAGCUGUUUCACUGACAAACAUUUCCCAAAUCCCCGAAGCAUCAUCAGUUAAAUCUCACGAGUCAGCAGAUGUCCUUAAUGGGAUGGUUUCUGACAUAACAGUGUCUCGUGAUGCUGAAGCGUGCUGCACAAAUUUUCUUUCUACAAGUUCUGCCAUCGGUGUUGAAGUGCAAGAUGGCGUCCCUGCUGCUUUAAAUCUGUUCAAAUCUUCCUCUAAAGAGAAAACACCAGAUGAUAGAGAAGACCUGAACAGUUUUAGAGAUGAACGGGACAAUUAUUUUGCAAAAACAGAGUCUGCACCAGUUACAUGGGAUGAAACCAAAAGCACUGAGCUGCUUGUUGCUCCGCAGCAGGAAGCCGUUAAAUUGGGUUAUAAAACUUCCAGAAAAAGGAACAAAGACCAACAGAUUGCUUUAACGGGUGGCCUGAAAAUACCAAAAAGAAGCAGUAGCAAGGAGGUUGUAACUUUGUGCUGUACACCAGGUGACAUCCUGGAAAAUAUUUGGCCCAAGGACCAGAAAAACAAUGUUUCUGUAAAAGAGCAGUUUGUUGUAGAACCUGACAGCAGAGGAUUUUUUUCUGUUGGUGUUAAAGGCAGUGCUUCAGAUGAGAUUAAGAGUAAAGAACAGCAGCCAAGUGGUCAGAUCUUUGAGGAUAAACAAGCUACCACUGCUGGAGACAAUGAGUCAGCUAAAAAUGAAGCUAAAGCGCACAAGAAAGGUUAUGAAGAAACAGAAAAUGGAGAAUGUCAAACUGAUAGUUACAGAAAGCAUGAAGGCAGUGCAAAGCACACCUGCAAAUCAAAUGCCAUUUGCAGCGCUAUUGAUCUAAGAAUCUCUGAAGUGGUAAAAGAGCACAUGAAACGGUCAGUUAUUGGCAGAGAUGGUGCUCAAAAGUGCUGGAGUCAAAGUGGGAAUUCCUUGUCAUCUGCAUGUCAUUUUAGCUUUGAUGGAGAUGAACUCAAGUGGACAGAAGAACAGCUGAACGCUGAAAAGGUCAACGAUGUGAAAGAAGGAAUGAAGUUCUGUGGAGGUCCUCCAGCGGAGAGGGUGAUGAGCAACAACACAUUAAUCACAACUGAGCAAUUGAAAUCAAAUAGGCCAGUUGAGCUGAAGAACUUCCUUGAACGUUGCAAUUCUCAGGAAAACCCAAUAAAUGAAAGAGUUUCACCUCAAGAAAUAAAUGAAAGAGAUGAACAGAAAGUAACAUCUCUUAAUCUGGUCCCCAACAACAUUUGUUUAAAAAACUCGAACAGUCACACCAGUUCAGACGUUCCUAAUUUUAAUUCUGACCUCAUUCACCAACUUCAGACUCAAACUUCAAACCCAAAACAUCAUAAAAUACCCCAUGAAACACCUUCCACCAGCAGACACGCAGAUAACUAUGGCUGUACUGCUUCAGACGAUGGCUGCACAAAAGCAAAAGCCAAUUAUUUAUCCAAACAAAACUCACCAAAGACGAUUCAGCAUUGCCAAACCAGUCCUGUUAUAUCUGACGCUGUUGAAUCCUUAGAGUUAAAAGCAGACAAACAUCACUGCAUCCAGUUUACUCUUACUCUUCCUGUCCAUGAAGGAAAUAUUCACCUGAACUCCUGUGCACAAGCCAAACCUACCUGUAGUUCUGCAACAUCCAGGGAAGCCGUGAUAAACACAGCUGUUGCUACAUCAGGGAAUCCUGCUCUUAAGAAUAAAAAGAUCAAGACAAAGAAGUUCAGAAAGUCUAAUGAGACUUGUUCCACUUCUGACUCGUCAUCAGAUGAGGAUGAGGAUGGGAAGAACGCGAUUCAAUUGCAAAACAGCAGGCUGACUCCUAAAUGGGUUAGUAAAGGCAAACAAGAGCUCCAAUGGACAAGAAGUAGCCAUGAAGAACUGUCCCCUUCACUGUCAGCAAACAAACCUAAAAUGACAAUCUCUAAUAGAAUCUCAGGAAAAGGAGGGGCUUAUGUCCCAAAAAGACUCUCUUUUCCUCCCCGAGGGGAAUUGCACAGAACAGAUGCAGACAAAAGUCUCUAUGCAAAGAAAAGUGAAGCAAAUCAUAAACCAAAGUGUCAGGAUUCUUCUAUUCAUUUUGCAUCCAGUGACAUAAACCCAUAUGUUCACCAGUGGCAAUACGACUCAAACCAACACAAGAGCCCGGUAUUUGGAAGUGCAGCUGAUCUUUCUUCGAAAUCUCCACUUUUGAACAACUCUGACAGACGUAUGACAAGAUGCUGCAGUGCCGAAAAUGGUUUAAACGGACAGAAUUCUCCUUUUAACUCCCACCUGAGUGCGUAUGCAACCAGCAGGGGGCUUUCCAGUACGCUUAGCAGCAUUGAGGAUUAUAAAAAAUCGUCUGAAGACUCUCACAGUCGCUCAGUUAACAGCAGUUCUUCAGGUAACGAUGCUGCUGGUGGUUUUGACACCAACUCCAGUCAGGUGGAUGAAAUCAUGCUCGUUUAUUCAGAGCAAGAGUCAAAAAAGAGCAAAUCACAAAAAAACAGGAGGAGGACGUGUGAAGACAGUACUCAAACGGAGUGUGCCGCGCCGAAGAGGAAAGGUCUUCAAAAAAAGAGCAGCACUGACGUUCCCUCGGCUCAGAGAAGCAAAGUGGAUGUUAAAGAAUCUCCGACUUGGGCCAGUAUGGAGAGCAUGUCAGCUCACCUCACCAAGCUGAUUGAUAGCACUUCAGAUCUGCUGGGGGACAUUCAGGGGAUGAGGACGGGUGACGUCUCCAAGUCUAGUUCAAGUAGCAUCAACGUCUCGUCCAAUGAAUCCACCAAACAACACAGCUCAACUCAGACAGCCUUAGAUGUUGGGAUUCAGACUGAAGAGGUUACUGAGGUUGGUGUUCCUCCAUUGUCCAGAGAGAAUUACAAUUCUCAUGAAAUUAAUGUGAUUGUGAAAGUCAUCGGUUCCGACACUGUCCGAGUCUCUCAAGAACAGAAUGCAGACUCUGUGAUGAAACUUAAAACUCACACAGACGUAAGGAGGCAGAGCAUGCCAGACCAGAGGCUGAACAAGUCAGUGGUAGACCCUCUCAAAUCAGUUGAUUGUCACAGACGUGUAAAGUCAGCUUCGUUUCGACCUUUAAAGCACAGCACACCGGAGUCUUUGGGCCGCAGAAGUGUGGCAGUGUCUGAAAUCUCCACCAGAUCAUCAAAAAAGUGCUGUCAGGAACAUCAUAGCCCUGAUUCAGCAAAACACCCAUCUGCUUUUUUGCAAAAAUCAGCUACCUACAAAGACCGUGCAUCGUCUCCCAUUCGUACUUUAGAAACAAGAUUACAGCUGAGGCAGGGAGGAAAACAAUCACAUUCAAAAUACAAGGAUUCAAGGCAUCCCUCCGAAGAAGGCAGCCUUACUGUUCUUUCUGUGUCCGAUGACUGUUCAAGUCCCAGGCAGGGCUGUGAACUUUCCUCUUCUAAACCAGAAACUAGAUUAUUUGAGAGUUGCUCAAAUCUUCAGGAAUCAGAACGGUGCUUCCUAAGCCCUCGAUCGUUGCUGGAUAAAUAUACAGAUACUGACAACAGAAACUUGAGCUACAAAGAUCCGGAUCAGUGCAGCUCCAGAUGGCAGGUGACCUCCCAACAGUGGAGCACCUCGACUACACAGAACCACGUCUCUCCUACAUCGAGACACAUUUCUGUUCAUAAACAGAACUUCACAGUUGAUUCUGGGGAUUGCUGCACAGAAGAUGACCUGGUGUCACUAACACCCAGCGAGUGCAAUACAGAAGUCCUUGUAAGCAUCAAACCUGACGCCAACGUGUCCGCUUGUGAAGAACGUCAGAGAGUCCCGGAGGACCUGCCCAUGCACAACAAGUUCACUAACUGGUCGGGCAUCAGCCACCACCAACAACCAAAGAAACUGACCAGUGAGCUCAAAAACUGUGCCGAGUGUGGCGAGAUGGAGAGCUCGGGUUUAAACGUGGAGGCGAGCGACAGAAGAGCAGCAGAGAUAAUGAAGCUGCGACAGGAGAGGGAACGAGUGAUGGCCACUGUCACCCUCAGGACGGCUCUGACACCUCUGACUGUGGAGCUGACAGAGGCCAAGCUCCACUAUGGGCUGGGAGAGACAGAUGCUUUGUUGAAGAUCCUCUCCCCGAGGUCCAAAGAAGAGCAGCAACCACCGACCUCAACUCCCACCAAACAGCAGCUUUAUGACAGGCAUCGCCGGAGCAUUGAGGGUUUGAAGCAAGAGAGAGAGGAGCGACUUCAGACGUAUCAGGGAGUCCGCAGACUGAGUCUCAGCAAACAUCCAUGCAGCCCACGACAAGAAGUCAUUUCCUCUGCUGUUAUGCCUAACCUGCGCAAAGAAUACCCUCAACAGCACCCCCAAGUGAUCGAUAGUACCAGGUUAACAGAUCCUCCGAUAGGAGAGGCACAGUUUCCACCUGACAUUGAGCAACUGUUGUGGGACUAUGGCCGAGCCCGGGAAGAAGCCAAAACAGAAAUCGCAAAGGCACGGGAGAGACUGCGAGAGAGGACGGAGCUGGAGAAAAAGAGACUCCAGCAGCUUGCUGUUUCUCAAGAUGUGAAGGAUGACCUGAAGCAUCGGACCAGAAUUAGCAGCAGCACUUUGUGCACAGGAUCCAGUCUGAGUCUCUCCUCUGGACUGACAUCAGGGUACAAUAGUAGCAGCACUGCUCAAGUGAAGUUUUGGAACAGACCAGUUUUAAAUGGAAAGAUCACAGGAAUCCAGGAUGAAGGAUGUAAACUUUGGACAUGGUUUCCUUCAUGUGCUUCUCAGAGUGUGAAAACACAGCGAACAUGGCUGUCAGCCCACGAUGUCAGUCUCGAGCCACCUGUUAGUGGUCCUGAGCCACCAUUGGUUUCCUCUCCAUCGCCUCCAGUUUGUGUUCGUCAGCGUGCUGCAUCCUUUGGCUCCGCCUCUUCUGCAUCUACAGCCUAUCAAAACAUCACAAACAGCCUCAUCAAUCAGGUUCUGGCUGAGGUCAGAUUGGCUUGUUUUGGGGAUUUUGGCAGCCUAAUGAUGGGCAAAGCCACAGCAGGAUGGAGGUACCAAGGAGAAGAACGAGGAAUUCAGGCAUACUACAGACCUUCCUCCAACCUGUCUGUCCACAGUUUUUUGGGGGCUGGAGAGCUGGACAGACCCCUGGACAGCUUGUGGAGCACUGUUUGCCAGAUAUCCAGGAGCCACAUGUAUCAUCAGGCAGUUCGUUCUGUUUGGACUCGACCACUAGAUGACAGCACUCAGCUGGUUUACAUACUAACAGAUUCGUCCGCCUGUCAGCUCAGCCAGCCGCGGGACUUCUGCUGCAUCAGCACCGAGUCUAAACAGGGUCGUCUGUGUCUUCUGGCAAUGCAGUCUGUGUUUGAAGAGUCUCUGCCUCGACCCAGUGUUGAUGUCAUCCGAGGCAAAAUGAUGCCCAGUUGCUGGAUCCUGCAGCCAGUUCAGCGUCGUGGACAGGAGCUCACCAGAGUCAUUUACCUGCUGCAGGUGGACCUCGGCUCUCCAUCGUUUCCACCUCGUCUCUUGGACACCAUUGCCAGGAGACAGGCCGCUGUCAUCGCUGAUCUUGACGUCUUCGUCUCGUCAUAAAUCUACAGGAUAUAUGAAUGAAAGCACAUUAGCAGUGAGCACUUAGACCGAACUUUCUGUUUUUACUACUUGCACCUAAAUCUUAUAUACUUGACUUUUUUUAAGGGCACUGUUGUGUUUGUAUCCAAACAAAAAAAGUUGUAGCAGCUUUUUUUUUUCUAUAAAUCUAUUUUUAAUAAGUAAAUAUUUAUAUAUUUAUAUUUGUAUAUGAAUGCUUUUAACAAUCUGUUUUUACCAAAGAUUCAUUAAAAGGUUUUAGCUGCAGAUUUAGCAUAUUUAAUUUAGGUUUGGACCACUUUACAUUUAAUUUACCAGCCUGUAGCUAAAAACAAACCUAAAGUUUUGUUCGAUUGCUUCACACAGAUUUUAUGUACAAUGACUACUUCCUGCCGCCUUUUUUUAUUUUACUUUCAUAUUCACCCACACAUUCUAAUAGUUUCACAUGUGAAUGCAAGAUAAAAAACAAUAUCUAGAAACAGAUAUUCUCAAACUGCCGUUAGGUUCAGCACCUACCCCGUUUGUUUUUCUUCAAGCACAGCAUAUUUUCCCAUGAACAGCUUUUAUUUCAGAAAUAAAUAGUGCUCUCGUGCCUUGUUGUAGCAAAACAUGAUAAAAGAAAGGCUUUUUGUUAGAAAGUACAGAAAGAAGAAACAGCAUCAAUCAUCUGAGGUUUUAAGGACCUGUAUGUCCCCGUGUUCCAUAUGUUUUUAUUUAUUUCCAUUUUAAAAUAUUGUUGAAUGUGUUUCUAGUUUUAUUGUGAUUUUUUUUUGUACCAAUACAUAAUAAAAGCCUGGCAUGUACCAGGUAUGUACCUGGUACUUGCUGAAUUUUACCUGGUUCUCUCCAAGUACAUACCUGGUACUUAUUAGGAAUUUACCUGUUAUUUACCAGGUACAUACCACUUGAUACAGUAUGUAUCAGGUACAUACCUUGUACUUAAACAAGUUUGUACCUGGUAUUUAUGAAGUGCGUUGCUGAUACUUAUUACGAGUGUACCUGGUAUUUCCCUUGUACUUACCAGGUACACACCUGGUACUUACUAGGUUUUUACUGAGUAGUUCUUACCAGGUAAGUUCAAGGUACAAUCUCUACACAUGAGUUCUUACCUGUUAUGAAGACACUGGUAUGAGCCUAGUACUUACCUAUUACUCUUUGAGGCUGUAUUUGUACAUACUUGAUAUUUACCUAGUACUCUUCAGAUAUGUACCUGGUUUUUACUGGUAAUGUACCUGGUGUUCACCAGGUGCACAUGUAGUGUGUAUGUGCCUGGUACAUACAGGUACUUUAUUGGUACUAAUUGGGUAUUUAUCAGGUACUUACAGAUGAUAUAUUUACGUGGAAAAAAGUGCUGGUUUGGUAGCAGAUACGUACAAAGUAUGUACACCGUAAGUACCAGGCAUGCACCCUGAAAGUACUAUGUACAUACCCAGUAGGUAGAGAGUAACAAGUUACUUCUUAUCUUCCUAAAAAGCCUGCAUGUUUUGUAAGUAUCCCUGUGGGUCACCUGGCACAUGCAGUACUUAAGUACCUGGUAAGUAGCCUACUGUGUUUGUUUCAGGUAAGUACCAGGCUUUAUUAUGUAUUGCUACCUUUGUUUAAUGAGCAACGCAUGAUGCUGUUUUCAGUUGCUUGCACUAAAUUUUUUCUCUGUUCUUUGGUAAUGUUCCAGAUUAAAAAAAACACGUUUUUGUUCAUGUUUUAAACAGAUUCAGAAGCUGAUCAGUUGUCUCCACCUGAUCACCUGGAUCUUAAGAAGUCUUGUUAUUAACACUAGCUGAUGGCUCAGGACGCUUUCUGUUUCAGAGCAACUAAAAGUCGAGCAGCGUGAAGGAACAGAAAGAAGUUUUUGUACUAAAAUAUUUUUAUACUCAUUUUCAGUUUUUUUUCUUUAUGUAAAAAGUUCAGGUAAUGUGCUGUAGGUUACAGGUUAUUUGUUACAAUGCUUCCUGUGGCUUAUCUGUCAUUUUCUGCUACGUUUAAAUUGAAAAAUAAAAACAUUUGUACGCAUAA
Austrofundulus limnaeus is the source of this 11972-nucleotide messenger RNA. RefSeq names its product StAR-related lipid transfer (START) domain containing 9 (gene stard9). The coding region runs from base 288 to 9962 and encodes 3224 amino acids. Gene Ontology annotation, biological process: microtubule-based movement. Gene Ontology annotation, molecular function: ATP binding; microtubule binding; microtubule motor activity. The record is from RefSeq and is a predicted model, not a curated record. The transcript is spliced from 32 exons. Lineage: Eukaryota; Metazoa; Chordata; Actinopteri; Cyprinodontiformes; Rivulidae.